AUGAACAAAAAUGAGCCAACCUUCGAUUCCAGCUACAAGAUAUUAUGUGAGAGGACCAUCCAUCAUAGAAUAAUUGUAAAUCAAGAGGUGCUGACAAUGAUGCAGCUAAGAAGGAUCUUUUUAAAUCUUGUGAAAAAACAUGAAGAUCUUGAUGCUUCAAACUACAGGCAGGAUAAAUUGAAGAGGAGGUUGAUCCGUGAUUUCCCCCAGCUGGUGUUUCACUCGCCCAACAAGCGCAACAUCAGUGAGCUGGUUUUUGUCGAGACACUGUCUGCAGAUAAGCUGAUCGACAGGCUCCCUCAUCCAUCGGGUACAGAAACAACAGAGUCAACUGAGGUAACUAGCCAAAGUGACAGUGAAAACAUGCCAAGUACAACAGCUGGUCCGCAAAGACAAACCUCAAUGGCCUCCAAUUCUACAGAAGACACAAGGACAUUGUAUAGUGCAGCACUGAUUUUAAAGAUGCUUCUAUGUGACUCUCCUGGUAUGACAUGUCCAUGGCCACCCAAGUCAGAUGAUUUAAAUGUGAGUGAAGCAAAAUCUGUUGUGCCAAUCGAACUGUACAAUCUGAUUUCCUGGAUUAUUGGUGCAAAUGAGGAACCAACACUGGCCCAUUAUGUUGAUAUUACAGAUGAUUUGAACCUAAAAGUAAUAUCUAUUUGUCAAGACAUUGUGUAUCUCGCAACAAAGGGCCGGAGGCAGACACCCAAAUCAUUGUGUCUUGGUCUAACCGUUCGCCAUUUAACAGGUUCAUCACAAAUUGUGUCACUUCUAAAUAGACUAGGACAUUGUGCAUCAUGGGACACAGUUGUCAGUCUAGACAGUAGCCUUGCCCAACUUCAACUAGUAGAGGGCAGAGACAAAAUACCAAAGGGAUUCUCAAAGAAGGUUCCUACAAUACUUGUGUGGGACAAUAUUGACUUUGGGAAGGAGACACUAUCAGGUCGUGGAACUACUCACCACAAAAAUGGAAUUAUGCUGCAAAAUACUGUAGUUCAACCUGUGUCAACAACAAACAGACAACCACUACAGAAGGGAGUUUCCUCAUUCAAAGCACCCCCUUGCAUCCCUAUCGAACAGUACCAUCAGUCUAAAAGACAAGGACCACAGAACUUGUUUCAUCAUGAAAGCAAAAGAUUUGGAGAUGCAGGACUGCAAGACAUACUCAUUGAGUCCGAAGUUGUUGCCCCAGGAUCCAUCAGCGGAGUGAUCAGUGGUCAUCACUACAACCGCAGCAUGAGGGCACACAAACUUCUGUAUGAGAGUCUGCAACGCAUCAGAUUUCUCACCUUCUUAGACUCCUUGCCACCAGAGGAGAUCUCUGGGACAGUCACAGCUGAAGAAAUCAUGAGGGAUUUGCUCACAGCUCCUGGAAAGGGGGAAAAUGCUCUCAGAGAGUUUAUGGACCAAAGACUGUUAUCAACAUCAGUUGAUAUACUUGCUCCCAUCAAAAUACAAAAACGAAAGACCUUCAGUGACCAAGCAAAGACAAAGAAGAAACCGGCAGCAGGCAAGGAAGUGAUUCUGUGUGCCGACAAGAAGCUAUUCUCCAGACUACUCGUCAUAGGUCAAAGUAGAAAGAUAGAGCUUCGGGAAAUUCUGUCCUACUCCUUGGGAACUGUGUCAUAUCCUUUAGCCAGUGCUGAUGGUUCACUUGCUAAAACAAACAAAUCAGCUCUUAUGGAUUUAUUGGAAACCAAAGGUGGAGAGUGUUUAGUUGACAAAGUUCCGGCAGGUGGAGCUGUUCUCUUCGACGGAAUGGCGGUCAUUCAAGCCAUUCGGUCCACACCAAGUACAGAGAGAGCUCGCCGACACCAUACUGCAGUACAUUGUCAAGCUUGCUCUGAAGCACAACUGUACACGGAUAGACUUUGUGAUUGA
Molecule: messenger RNA, 1881 nt
Organism: Triplophysa rosa
Lineage: Eukaryota; Metazoa; Chordata; Actinopteri; Cypriniformes; Nemacheilidae
Exons: 5
Coding region: 1-1881 (626 amino acids)
Source: RefSeq, a predicted model, not a curated record